ACCACGAUAAGACGUCCAGCAAUAUGCUGGGAUGGGGUGUGAAGAGUAUAUUAAAUAGAUCAGGAUCCUUCGGGCGCGGCUUUUAAUCCAAGAGACUCCAGAGAACUCGGAAGAACCGUGGUCGCUUCCCAGUUGUUGUUGUUGUUCCUUUUCCUGCUUGGAGCUUCCUGACUCGGCCACGCACUUGGAAGGGACCGGAGACAGCUGUUGUCAGGAUGCGGGGCCGACAGAGGGGCACCCAACUGGGCCUGCUGCUCCUGGCCUCCCAGGUCUUCCAGGUGGGCCUGGACAACAUUCCCCCCGUCACCCUGGCUGUGCUGGGGCUCAACAUCUACCUCUACGUUUUCCCCGCCGCUCUACUGAUGCAGGCCUGUGUGAGUGUCCAGCAGGCGUACUGGCAUGGUGACUGGCUCCGCCUCGUCCUCUCACCCGUGCAUCAUGUGGAUGAUUGGCACCUCUACUUCAACAUGGCGUCCUUCCUGUGGAAAGGCAUCCGACUGGAACAGCGGCUGGGCGGAGCCUGGUUCCUCUACCUGCUGUCCGUCUUCUCCCUGCUCACAGGAUUGGUCUACCUGGCGAUCGAGGCGGGGCUAACGGUGCUCACCGAGGACUCCUCCUACAGCAUGCAGUGUGCUGUCGGUUUCUCAGGUGUACUGUUCGCCCUAAAGGUGCUCAAUAACCACUACUACCCUGGGGGCGUGACCUACGUGAUGGGCAUUCCAGUGGCCAAUCGCUAUGCCAGCUGGGUGGAGCUAGUGCUCAUCCACCUAACAUCACCCGGGACCUCUCUGAUUGGCCACCUGGCCGGUAUCCUGGUUGGUCUGCUCUACACAGCAGGACCACUGAAGAGCAUCAUGAAGACAUGUGCAGGGCUUGUGGCUCCAAGCAGACAUUUCUCCCAGCCGGACACACAAUACUACUCCUCCUCAGGUUACAGCGGAUCGAGAUCCUCUGCCAGCCAGCCUUAUACAACAGACUACACAGCAGGAAUGACGGAGGAAGAGCAGUUUUAAAUGGCCAUGAGAAACAGCCUGAACGACAGGGGAGGUUCCAGACAGCAUGGAUUCCCGCCUCCUUACGGUUUCCACCUCUCGGAGGAGGAGCUCCGCAGGAGGAGACGGAUGCGGUUCGACCGCUGAAUCCCCAGAAGGGUCAACGGGAGCGAAGGUGUUUUUCCUCAGUACAGAUGGAUGACGGGGCGGUUAACUCCCCUGGACCUCGCUGCCAUGUUCAUGUCUGCUCUUCACCGGGAUUUCAGCCGCACCGUCUGCCUUUACUAAGCUGUUCCUCACCACAGUCUAACUGAGGAGUCUGGGAGGAACCAGGACUUGCUUUAGCUCAGCUGGCAUCAGAAACCAGAUACUGGAGGGGGGGGGGGUGCUCAUCUUAUUCCAGUUUGUUAUUGUUAUUUUAUUGCGUGAUUUGGCGCUCUGCAGAAACUGGUCUUUGUUGUGGCGAGCUUUGCUCUCGGUCAACACGUCUUCUAUUGAAGAUGCUGAAGAAGGGAUGGUGAGCUCAGCAAAGUGACGUUCUCUGGGCUCCCACCAUGUGGCAGUGUCCACACCAUUACAUCAUCAGUGCCUUUGUUAAAAGAAGGGAAGAGCGAAAAGACGUCAUAAAAUGCAGGAGCUUCCUUCUGCGAUCUGAAGUAAUUCGCCAAAGGAGGCGUUGUGGGUUUCUGUUGGAGCUACGAGGUGCUGGGUUACUGGGUCGGUGUGGUUUCUGAGGACGGAACAUUCCCUGUUUCAGAGGCCCGACUUCAAGUCCGGGUAGCGGAAUAAUUCCGGUAGAAUAUUCCCGACAGUUUGUUUUUACUGUAACCCUGAAUGUGAACCUUUGACCCCAGGCAAGAACCCGCACGUCUUGUUGCUUCUCCCCAAAUGACCCCGGGAAGGUCGACGAGUGGCCUUACACGGUUCAAGUAAAGCGGCGUGUCGGCCGGCUGGCCGCCACCUUGUACAGUUACAGUAAGAAAACAUGCAAAAAUCUUGGAAAAGUUUCAGUAUAACUUUAUGAAGCAGCUUCAUAAGUUUUCCGUCAGUUGACAGGAUGGUUUCUUCUUCUUCUCUCGUUUGGGAAGAUAUUACAAAUACUGAAAUAUACGUUUUUUUUUCAGACAAUAAAGCUCAAACAUGUACAAUCUGAGCAGGUUUUGAAUUAACUGGGUCGAUCCCCGACGGGCCGGAGCAGUGGCGUGGUUUCAGACGAGGAGGGUGGAGUUCCUGCAGGGGGUCGGGCACGUGAUGCUGAAACGGCGUCACGGUUUCGUUGGGUUUUCCACGCAGACCAGGUUCACGCAGACGUUAAUGGAUUGGGUGCGGGUUUUUCCGUCCUGGGGAGGCCGCAGAGACGGGCGGCCAUGUGAGGGUCUCGCCUCUGGCGGUUGAGGCUCAUCAUUUAGAAAGAAAGCUGCUUCAUGUCGUCAUUGCACAGGUUACACAACCCAUCUCUUAUAUAACCACAACCACCCAUGUGUCCAGUUCUUCUCUCCUAUUGCCUUGCUCAGGGGCACAGGCAGGCGUAUUAACCCUAACAUUUAAUAUUACCACGUCAGCCAUGAGAGCCCCAGUAUGACCCCGGUAUACCACAUCGCAUGACCCCUUUUUGGCGGUGCAGUGGAAUCUGGUAGUUUGGGGUUGUCGUGCUGACAGCUUGGUGUAAAACAAAGACCCUGAGUUGUGUUUACAAUAUAUUUUUGUAUCGACAUAAUAAACAUACACUGCUUUAUAAAUCCCUGUGUGUUGAUCCAUCCGUCC
Messenger RNA from Lampris incognitus (smalleye Pacific opah), 2756 nucleotides. RefSeq names its product rhomboid domain containing 1 (gene rhbdd1). The transcript is spliced from 8 exons. Gene Ontology annotation, cellular component: membrane. Bases 216 to 1013 code for a protein of 265 amino acids. The record is from RefSeq and is a predicted model, not a curated record. NCBI's taxonomy places the organism in Eukaryota, Metazoa, Chordata, Actinopteri, Lampriformes, Lampridae. Gene Ontology annotation, molecular function: serine-type endopeptidase activity.